GCCACAUAGCCGACGGCGCCAUCCCUGGUCGCCCUCCCCCCGUCGCUGCCGGCGGUCACGGUCACGCUCGCCCAUGUGCACGGCAACGGACACGGUACGCAGCAAACAACGUGGGCGGCCAAAAAGACCACACACGAGCCGAGCACUCAGCACCCAUCUGUGUGUGACAUCACUGCAGGUAGUGGUAGAGAAGUGGCCUUUCAAUGAACCUCUUGCGAAACUGGAGAAACUGGCCAAAGAGGUACGUGCGCCGUAUGUGUGUGGACGCUUCCGUGGAGAUGUGUGUGUGUGUGUGUGUGUGUGUGCAUGGUGCAGGGGCAGCCCGCCGACUGCCCCUCGCCAUUGGAUCUGCGCCGAGACUCGAGGGAGGGCAAUUUGUGCUUCAUUCAGUUUUCGACGCCAGACGACGCCAUCAUGUUCCUCGAGGUCAGUGAAGUCAUCCAAAGGGGAUGGAAGCAUGGCGUCGACACCGUGUGUGUGUGUGUGUGUGUGUGUCAGGCGCACCGUGUCAACGCGCCGUGCCGCUAUGGUCUGGUGCGGGAGGGGCACAUCUACCCUCUGCAGUACUCCAAGCACAACUCCAUCAAAGCCAAGAACAGUCUGGACGGCCCACCCUCACCUCGACGCACACCUCACCCCUGGUCGCCCUCGCCCCGUCGCCGCCAUCGGUCACGAUCCCGCUCGCCGCUGGCGCGAGUAGAGAUUCCCAUACACGCGGCAACAAACACGGUGGGUAGGCUAGGCAGCCAAAGCUAAGCCAAGACCCAUUCGUCCGUUCUCCCAAUUGGUUGGCUGUUCUGGCUGUCCUGUGUGACAGAUAACUGUCUAUCGGUGGUCCCCAUAUGAGAGCCUUAACGAUCUGGAGAGGCUGGCCACAGAGGUAUGGAUGCAUGCAUCCAUGCAGCUUCCCCCCUGAGCUCUCACUCACACAUGCGCCAUGCUGUCUCGUUUGCAGGGAAGGAGCUGCCCUUCGCCCGUGGACGUGCGGCGAGAGAGGGGAGACGGCGGGGGACUCUGCUUCAUCCAGUUCGAGUCAUCAGCGGACGCAACCCAAUUCCUCCAGGUGCGUGGGUGCGCCGAAGAAAGUGUAUACGCCUCCCUCCUGUGUUUUUGUCCAUGCAUCCAUCAGGGGCACCGUGUUGUCGAUCCGGAUCAUCAGUUCGGCCUGGUGCGGGGCGAGCAGAUCUAUCCCCUGUCGUACUCGAGACGCGACUCAAACCCUGCAAGCAGGUGCGUGGGGGAGAGAGAGACGCGAGAGAGCACGCCCACGGCUGUCCAUCAUUGCGCAUUGUGUCGUCUGAUGCACUGCAGGCGGCAGAGGUGAGUGAGUGUGAAGAUAACCCAGCUAGAGGGAGGGAGGGAGUGUUUUUGUAGGCGUGGACGGUCAUUCUCAGCUAGGCCUUUUAUGUGGCAAGGUGUCACUUAUCAUUUGCCCCAUGUGUGUGUAUGUGUGUGGUGUGUACGUGGGCUUGUUCGGGGGAAGUCAAUUUGGGCUCCUUUGUGGCGGGCAAAUCUACCCCUUGCUGUUUUCGAGGCAAAACUCGUGGGGGCGCAAGUAGGCCAGCCCAAACACACUACGCGUGUGUUGGUGAUAUCGAAUCGGACAGAGGAGGGAGGGAGGGGAGGGGAGGGGAGGCGUGUGUCCGUCAGUCAGUAGCUUUAUAUAUAUAUUAUAUGUGGCUUCAUUACAUGUACGGUGCGUAUGUGUGUAGCCAGCCAAUUUGCAUACGUGUGUACGUUUUGGUGUGCGUGUGUGAUAUCUGGGGCUAACUAACUAACCGUGCCUGUCGCGUAGAAUGCAAUCAAUGCACCAAUCAAUACA
This is a messenger RNA of Vitrella brassicaformis, 1822 nucleotides long. NCBI's taxonomy places the organism in Eukaryota, Vitrellaceae. The record is from the annotation of a GenBank genome assembly.